Messenger RNA from Calidris pugnax (ruff), 2241 nucleotides. RefSeq names its product cytokine induced apoptosis inhibitor 1 (gene CIAPIN1). Gene Ontology annotation, biological process: iron-sulfur cluster assembly. Bases 137 to 1063 code for a protein of 308 amino acids. The record is from RefSeq and is a predicted model, not a curated record. Lineage: Eukaryota; Metazoa; Chordata; Aves; Charadriiformes; Scolopacidae. Gene Ontology annotation, molecular function: iron-sulfur cluster binding. Gene Ontology annotation, cellular component: cytoplasm. The transcript has 9 exons.
AUGUGUCUUGUUCUGCGCUUUCUAUACGCAUUUAAAAUAUUCGUCUGCUGUCGGAGCAGCGCAGGCGGUGGCUGCAGCCUGGGGUCGCACCCUGACCCGUUGUGCGUCGCAAGUCAGGUUUGCUGCUGCUGCGGAAAUGGGGGAGUACGGAGUCGCACCAGGCCAGCGUGUGGCCAUCAUCUGGGACAGCUCCUCACCAGUUGAAGCCCUGAAGGAUUUGGUGGAUAAAAUUCAAGCACUGGUGGGAGCUGAUAGUCGUGUCUCUGUGGAGAAUGUUAACCAGCUGUUUCAGUCUGCUCACAGGGAGUCCAGUUUUGAUGUUGUUCUCUCUGGUGUGGUACCAGGCAGUACUGCACAGCACAGUGCAGAGGUACUGGCAGAAAUAGCUCGGAUACUUAAGCCAGGUGGCCGUGUUCUCCUGAAAGAACCAGUGGUUACAGAAUCAGGAAACAACAGCAGGAUCAAGACAGCAGCCAAACUCCCCACAGCUCUGACUCUCUCUGGGUUGGUGGAAGUGAAGGAGCUGCAAAAGGAAGCAUUGACCCCAGAGGAGGCCCAGUCGGUCCGAGAGCAUCUGGGUUACCAAGGCAAUGACCUUCUCAUUGUCCAGGUAGAAGGCAAGAAGCCAAAUUUCGAAGUGGGAUCCUCAAGUCAGCUCAAACUUUCCUUUGCCAAGCAGCCUGGUCCUUCAGGAAAGCCCUCUGUGGACCCAGCCACUGCCAAGCUGUGGACGCUCUCUGCCAAUGACAUGGACGAUGAAGAGAUGGAUCUUUUGGACUCCGAUGAGCUGUUGGAUUCAGAGGAUUUGAAAAAGCCAGAUCCAUCAUCCCUCAAAGCUCUGUCCUGCAAAGAAAUGGGCAAAAAGAAAGCCUGCAAGAAUUGCACGUGUGGCCUGGCUGAAGAGCUGGAACAGGAGAAGAAGAGCUCGCAGCCCAAAUCUGCCUGUGGAAAUUGCUAUCUGGGGGAUGCGUUCCGCUGUGCCAGCUGCCCUUACCUGGGGAUGCCAGCCUUCAAGCCUGGAGAGAAGAUUCUCCUGAAAGAGAACCAGCUGCAUGAUGCCUAAUGAAGAUGCCUCUGGAUGUCCUGUAAAGGACUCCUCUGCUUUUCCAUCAGUCUGAGGUUCUUCCUGAAGUCCUCCUCAUCCUCUCAAGCUCAUUCUCUCCAGCCAAUAGACCUUCUGGGAAGGGACACUGUGGGCACUGGCACUGCUGUGAGCUCAUCUCUUGUAAUCAACCUUGGGCUACUUGAUAAUCUUUGGUGACAAGUGGUCUCCUAUGUAUUAGACUUCAUGAUAUGCCUUGUUUUAGCUGGCUUGACUUGAUAUUGGAACGCUGGCCAUCACAGCAUGUCCCGCCAGCAGAGGGAAGUAGAAUCAAGUGUUAGGUUGACCUCAUGUGCUUGUGGCAGGACUGGUGCUUCCUCAUGCCCAUGUCCUACACCUCUAAUUUGCCCUGAUUUUCUCUGAUGAAUCAGCAGCUCUGGCUCUGCUUUCAAGGUGACACUGGGCUCCUUCUCUCUCUGAAACCUGAACCUGUAGUUCCUUACCACAUGAAGGUGGCUCAGUAGCUUCCGUUGCAAGUCAGGAGCAGUGAGUACACUCAGCAGUCUGUUUUCUUAGCAUCAGUGAAGUCUGGCAGGCGUGAUGAAUUUCCAAGUGUUUUGGGAGUCAGCCCAUGGUAUCCCCUGCCCCCACCUAUUUCCAUGAAAAUGACAAAGAUUCCAUCCUACUGAGAAAGUGAGAAAGCUCCUGCCCUUAAGGCAGGGAGCAAAUCAAACAAGGUCUGUCCUGUCCUCCCACACCUUUCUGUCCAACAGGAGCUGAUAGCACAAGGGCCAUCUGAGACUGUCGCCUCUUGGUGAUUACCAAGUGAGUUACCUGCAGUGUCCAAUAAGUAAAAACAUAGCAAUAACUUAAUUUCUAGAUAAUCUGUGGUCACCAUCUGUUCCCACUCCAUGAGAUACUUUAUUUAUUUGCGUAAUUAGUGCUAGUGAGGCAUCUGCGCAGAUGCAGGAUGAGGGAGCUGUUUGCCUUCUGUGCCAGACUUGCUUCUCACCCCAGGAGGGAGAGGAGGAAAGCCCAAAGCCAGUGUCUUCGGCAGGGAUUGCUCUGUUUGGAGCUCUUGCUCUAUGGGAUGUGACUGCUUCUUGUUGUGCUACCAGAGUUAGGCACUGAAUUUGCAUGGGGGAGCUGGGAUAAAAGGCUGUUCUGUUCUUGAAAUAAAAGUGACCAACAGCAAAGCA